GUUCGCCAUGUGCAACUUGUCAAGGGACUCCUGCGUUGUGCGUGUGUGCAGGGUUCAUGUCAAGCAAUCGUUUGUAUUUUCAUUUGCACUCGCAGGAAUGAGUUGCAAUUCAGUGUAUUAAUAUAGGGAAUACUUACUAGUGGCGGUCACUUGUUUUGUGUUUCGGUGGCGUGUUUCGAAGCUCACACCUACACCGUGUUUCCCACGUGGCUGCGGCAGCUACAAUGGAUGAUGACCAGAAAGCCAAAGCUCACCGAGCUCGCCACAGUGGUCGCAAAGCUGACAAAAAAGAGAAGAAGAAUGAACAUGUUCAGGAACUGACGGCAAAGCAGCGAAACCCGAAGGCCUUCUCUGUCCAAUCUGUGCAGAAGGCAGAGAAAAAAUUCAGAAGGGCUAAGGACUUACAAGAGAAGCGACACCACGUCCCCCUUGUCGAUCGCACCCCAGUUGAGCCACCACCAUACAUUGUGGCUGUUGUUGGGCCUCCAAAAGUUGGCAAAACAACCCUUUUGCAGUGCCUCAUUAAGAACUUCACAAGGCAGUUUGUGAGCACUAUAACUGGACCAAUCACUAUUGUGUCUGGAAAAAAGCGCAGGCUGACACUUCUAGAGUGCAACAAUGAUAUUAACUGCAUGAUAGAUGUGGCGAAAGUAGCUGAUUUGGUGUUGCUUGUUGUGGAUGCCAGCUAUGGCUUUGAAAUGGAGACCUUUGAAUUUUUGAACAUUUGUCAAGUUCAUGGUUUCCCUAGAAUCAUGGGUGUGCUCACGCACUUGGACAUGAUAAAGAAUGCCAAGACUCUGCGUCACACCAAAAAGCAAAUGAAGCAUCGAUUCUGGACUGAAAUAUAUCAGGGUGCGAAACUAUUCUACUUGUCAGGUCUCAUCAGAGGGGAAUACUUGAAGAAUGAGAUACACAACCUCGGGAGAUUUAUCUCAGUCAUGAAGUUUAGGCCACUUCAGUGGCGGACAUCUCACCCAUACCUGCUGGUGGACCGAAUGGAAGAUGUGACUGAUCCAGAGUCAGUUCGUACGUCUCCAAAAUGUGAUCGAAACAUCUGCGUCUAUGGAUAUGCACGAGGAGCAAGCUUCAAGAGCAAGACCAACAUACACAUUCCUGGUUGUGGUGACUUCAACAUUCAUGACAUUAGCCUGCUUCCUGACCCGUGCCCGCUACCUGACAAGGAAAAGCGCCGCUCUCUCAAUGAGAAGGAGCGUCUCCUCUAUGCUCCUAUGGCUGGAGUUGGAGGUGUUGUGUUCGACAAGGAUGCUGUCUACAUAGACUUGCGUGGCAGCCACUCCCACAAGGAAGGACGAGGGGAGGAUGGGAGACAAGUCGACCAGAUGUUGCAGUCAAUGAUGAAGACUAAACAAACAAUCGAUGCCAAGAUGCAGACAAGCAAAUUCGCAUUGUUUUCUGAUGGCACUGUUCUCUCUCCUGAUGAUGUUGAAAGCAGUGCUACUGUCCAGGAUUCAGAAUCAAGGUCUCGAAGACCAGCAUUUGCACCCAUAUCGGAAGAUGGUGCCAACAGUGGAUCAGACGAAGAGUCUGAUGAAGAUAUGUCAGCUGAAGAAAGUGAUGUGGAAGAGAGUGAAGAGGAGGGGCAGAAUGGGUGUGCAGCAGCAGGCGAGGCUACGUCAGACGAAGAUGACGAUGGAGUUGACUUGGAACAUGAUGAGAACCUGGAAGACUCUGGUGAUGAUGGUAGUGGGGAUGAUGAUGAAGAAGAUAGGUACAAAUGGAAGAAAAACAUGAAGGAGAAAGCAGCAGAAGCCUUUCGUGCUCGAUCCCAGAAGCAGCGGAACCUACAGUUUCUUAUCUAUGGAAAUGAGGAUGACUACAAAGAAGAAGAGAAAGAAGAAACCGAAAACACUGCAGAUUUUUUGGGCGAGCUUUUCCGGAAAGUGAAAAAGCAGGAAAAUACACAAGCGGAGAAACGUUCUUGGGAUGGUGUGGAGAGCACCCGGUGUAUUUUAACAGAGACUGAUGCGCUCAUCAAAGAUGAUGAGAUUUCGGAUCUGAUAAAAGACUGCUUCAUCACCGGUAAAUGGGGUGAUGAAGAGGAUGCCAAGGCUUUGUUGGAAAAAGAUGAGGAACUCUAUGGUGACUUCGAAGAUCUAGAAGCAAAAGAAAAGGAAGACCAAGAACAAGUGGAGCCUGUGGUUGUGGAACAAAGUGGAGAAGAGUCAAGUGGCAGAAGUAAGAAGCUCAGUCGAGAAGAACGUGAGGCACAGAUAGAGGCCAAGCGACAGGAGCGCAAGCGAAAGCUUAAGGAGGCCUUUGACAAUGAAUAUGACCAUGAUGAUGAAAAAACCCAUUUUGAUGAGCUCAAGAAAGAAUUCAGCGAGCAGGCACAGCUGAACCAAAAAGAGUUCGAAGACAUGGAGGAUGAGCGGAGGGUUCAGUUUGAGGGCUUUCGUGCUGGCCUGUACCUUCGUGUGGAGCUGCUGCAGAUGCCCUGUGAACUGGUGGAGCACUUUAAUGCCUCGUACCCCAUGAUCCUCGGUGGCCUUAGUGUUGGAGAGGGUCGGACGGGCUACUGUCAGGUUCGCAUGAAGAAGCAUCGUUGGUACAAGCGGAUCCUCAAGAGCAGCGACCCACUCAUUCUCUCACUUGGGUGGCGACGUUUCCAGACCAUGCCAGUAUUUUCUACACAGGAUCACAAUGGUCGCAACCGCUUUUUAAAGUAUACGCCCAAGCAUCUUCAUUGCAACGCUACCUUUUGGGGACCUAUCACACCACAGGGAACAGGAUUUGUGGCAGUGCAGCAAGUUCAUGAACAAACGGCAAGCUUCAGGAUUGCUGCCACAGGGGUGAUCCUCGACCUAGAUCGCUCAACACAGAUUGUUAAGAAGCUUAAAUUGACUGGAAAUCCUUUCAAGAUCUAUAAGAAGACUGCCUUUGUCAAGAACAUGUUCACUUCUGCACUUGAAGUAACCAAGUUUGAAGGUGCUGCGCUGCGAACUGUCAGUGGUAUAAGGGGACAGAUAAAGAAAGCACUUGGGAACCCACCUGGUGCUUUUCGGGCGACCUUUGAAGACAAAAUCCUGCUCAGUGACCUAGUGUUUCUUCGGGCAUGGACUGAAGUGCCAGUGCAGCGCUUCUACAUGACAUUGACUACAUUGCUGGCACCUGAUGAAGAGAAAACGAAAUGGCAAGGCAUGAAGACAGUUGGACAAUUGAGAGCUGAACGGGGUCUGCAUGCGCCUGUGUUGCAAGACUCUCUGUACAAGGCUCCUGAACGUAAAGCAUUCCACUUCAAGCCUUUUGUGAUCCCAAGGGAGCUGCAAAAGAACCUUCCCUACAAGGACAAGCCAAAGGUGAAGUCUGUGACAGAGGGAGGCAAUGCUCUUGAACGUGUGGCGGUUGUUCUGGAAGAAUCGGAAAAAGAGAAGCUUAAGUUAAUGCAAAUGAUGAAGACUGUGCACAAAGAGAAGCUGCGGAAGAUGAAAGACAAGGUAAUUCAACGGGUACGACAGCAUCGUGCUGAAUGUCGGAAGAGCGAAAUGAAGCAGCUUAAGCGGCAGAAGGAGCUCAAGAAAAGGAUCUGCAAGGCUCUGAGCAGAGGAAAGAAGCCACAAGCAAAGACAUGAAGAGCCACAACAUUCUAGUUCUCUUUAAUUUGUACAUAAGGUUAGAAUAAAGGAAUGUACAUACAAGGCACAAUA
This is a messenger RNA of Rhipicephalus microplus (southern cattle tick), 3665 nucleotides long. RefSeq names its product ribosome biogenesis protein BMS1 homolog. Gene Ontology annotation, biological process: ribosome biogenesis; maturation of SSU-rRNA from tricistronic rRNA transcript (SSU-rRNA, 5.8S rRNA, LSU-rRNA); endonucleolytic cleavage of tricistronic rRNA transcript (SSU-rRNA, 5.8S rRNA, LSU-rRNA). The record is from RefSeq and is a predicted model, not a curated record. Gene Ontology annotation, cellular component: nucleus; 90S preribosome. Gene Ontology annotation, molecular function: U3 snoRNA binding; GTP binding; GTPase activity. Lineage: Eukaryota; Metazoa; Arthropoda; Arachnida; Ixodida; Ixodidae.